AUGCCUUCUGCUGCCUCUACAUCAAUCAAGAGCUCUGCCACGGUCAAUCCUGUGGCAGCAGCUGUCACGCCUCGGACUGGCUUCUCAGAAACAUCUGUUGCACAACCAUCCUCGAGGAUGCACGCGCCUUUGCGCAUUCAGGAUGAGGAUCUCGAAGCGGAUGCCGACGGCGACGAUGACGAGGAAGACGGUGAUGACCUCGACGGCAGCGAAGCACACCACAACAUGAUCAACGAGACCACAGUUAAGUCCGGCUACCUCGAAAAGAAGGGCGAGAAGCGCAAGACGUGGAAGAAGAGGUGGUUCGUGCUUCGUUCUUCCAAACUCGCCUACUACAAAAAUGAAAAAGAGUACCAGCUCCUUCGCUUCAUCGAUGUUGGCGACAUCAAGACAGUCGCCUCUGUCGAGCUCAAAAAGAGCGUCAACACGUUUGGCAUCGUCACGCCCAAGCGCACCUUUUACGUGCGUGCUUCUUCUCGGCCCGAAAUGGAGUCUUGGAUCAAGGUGCUCAACGAGGUCAUGACGCAGUAUGCGCAGAGCAGCACCAUGACCCAGGAGAUGGCUGCUUUGGAGCUCGCCAACACUGAGACUCCCGCCCCUUCCUCCACGCUUCCCCAGCAGCCACAAUCUCACGCACCCUCGUCCUUGGCGCCCUCGCAGCACCACAAACGCUCUCUCUCGCAAGAUCGAACGCCUACAUCCACAGCAGUCCCUAUCAAGAUCGGAAUUCCAGGUCAAGGAAAUUUCGAAGCUCCAGCCCAGCCAAGACCAAUCCCUGGCUCUGCUGCCUUUAGUCCUCUCACCGCCACCAGCGACAGCGAGACGGGCGCAGAGCGAUAUGGCCUCAGUUAUACCAGCUCUACGGGUCAGUCAAUCCCCGGUAGCCCCUCGACGCGCGUGGAUCCGUCCCAGUCAUUCCUCUUGGCUGGACAGUCGCCCGGAGGCGGCGGCGGCGGUCACACCUCGGGGAGCGAGGUUAGUGAUAUGGGCGGCCAUCAACGUCGUCCCUCGGGUGGAUACAGAGGCUUCCCGCGUCAGCGCAGUAUCAGCUCAAGUCGCAGGCUGGCGUCCUACUCAAGUGGAACUGCUGAUCAGCCUUCCAGCCCGAGCCUGCAACCCAGCGGUGGUGUUGGCGCUAACCAGGUCCUUAGCAGCUCGGACGAGGAGGGUGAGGACGAGUGGGAUGAAGAGGAGGUUGCUGAUCAGGCUAUGCCCUUGCCAGAGCUAGGCACUUCACAAGCGUCCUCCCAGCAGCAGCAACAACAGUCUCAGCAAUCGUCUCUGCCAUUGCCGGGCCAGUCGCAGCAGCAGCAAGCAUCGCAAAACCAGCACUCGCCGCUCAGCAUCUCCCCUUUGCCGCCCACAGCCAGCGAUCUGAUUCGAGAUCCCAACAAGGUCAUCACCCAGGGCUACCUGAUGAAACAGAGCGGCCGUCGCAAGGUAUGGCGCAAGCGAUGGUUCGUGCUGACCCCCUCGCGCUUGCUGUACUCGCGUAGUCACAUGGAUGCCAAAGCACAUCGCCAGAUUCCCAUUUCUUCCAUGUUGGAUGCCAUCGAGUACGAAGCUAAGAAGGCGUCGUCUGGUGUGCCUACCUCGCCGGGCAUCGGUUCGCCGAGUACCAACCCAUUUGGUCUUGAAAGCAGCAGUCUCGGUGCUUUUGGCGACCGCGACCCCAAUGCAGCUUUUUCGUCAAGCGCAGGUGCUCCGGCGGGACCACCCGAGAAGCCUGAACGUAGAGGCAGCAUGGUUGCCGCCGCUGCCGGUGUAGCCUCCAACAUGACAGCGGGAAUGGUCGGCUCCAAGAAGCGCAAAGAAAACUGCUUCCAGAUCAUCACGCCUAAGCGAACGUUCAUCCUGUGCGCCCCGGGAGAAGACGAAGAGAUCAAGUGGAUCUCGGCGCUCAAGACGCUCAUUACUCGACAGAGGAAUGGUCAGACGCCGAGCGCUACAGGACCGCCGCUUUCGCCGACGACGUUGAGUCCUACCACGGCCUUUCCCUUCUUUGCAGCAACGCCGGGAGGAUCUACGGGUAAUGUUGCUGCUGGAGCAGGCUCAACGGUGACCUCGCCGGCAGCGACAGCGAACAGAUAUGCUGCGUCGCCGCCACCGGGUAAAGCACCAGUCUCCACGCCUGGCGCCACCGGCCAGACAACCUCAACAGCCGGUGGGCUGUCGUCGAUGGGCGCUGCAGCACAAGCGCUCUCCAGCACGUCGGUGGCGUCGAAUCAGACUGCGCCAACAACUCCAGCGCCCAACAACAGCAGCAAUCAAGUCGAAGGGGCAUCUUCGCAGAGUCAAACUUCGCCAGCAACGGAACUCCAUUCCACUCCUGCUGCCACCGCAGCGACAUGA
Molecule: messenger RNA, 2352 nt
Organism: Sporisorium graminicola
Lineage: Eukaryota; Fungi; Basidiomycota; Ustilaginomycetes; Ustilaginales; Ustilaginaceae
Exons: 1
Coding region: 1-2352 (783 amino acids)
Source: RefSeq, a predicted model, not a curated record